This is a messenger RNA of Callorhinchus milii (elephant shark), 4917 nucleotides long. RefSeq names its product ATP-dependent translocase ABCB1. The record is from RefSeq and is a predicted model, not a curated record. Gene Ontology annotation, molecular function: ABC-type transporter activity; ATP hydrolysis activity; ATP binding. NCBI's taxonomy places the organism in Eukaryota, Metazoa, Chordata, Chondrichthyes, Chimaeriformes, Callorhinchidae. Gene Ontology annotation, cellular component: membrane. The coding region runs from base 112 to 3936 and encodes 1274 amino acids. Gene Ontology annotation, biological process: transmembrane transport. The transcript has 28 exons.
ACUGCUAACACUGUGAAUAACUGCCGCAGGCUUUCUACUAAGUCGAGGACUUCUCUUUCAUUGUUUAUUGCUACUACAUGAUUGAGGAAACCAUAAGUUGAGUAAGCAACAAUGCAACUAGAAGAUUCAGCUGUGGGAACAUUUGAUUCUCAGAUAGAUAAAUCUAAGGAGAUAGAAGAUCUGACAGAGGAUAAUGGAAAAAGGAAAGAUAAAAAGGAAGAGCCUGAAAAAGUUCCUAUGGUCAGCCCCUUAAAGUUGUUCCAUUUUGCAGACGCAGUGGACAUUAUGUUGAUGGUGAUAGGACUGAUAGCCGCAGUAAUUCACGGGAUGUGCCUUCCACUCUUGUGUGUUGUAUAUGGUGACAUGACCAAUGGCUUUAUAUCUGAGGCACCUUCAAACACCUCAUCAAAUGAGACAAACAGUGGCAAUCUCUCUUUUGUCAAACAAAUGGCACAGUUUUCCUAUUACUAUCUUGGAAUUGCUGGGAUAGCCCUGAUUUGUGGUUACAUUCAAGUUUCCUUCUGGGUCCUGACUUCAGCAAGACAAACAAGAAGACUCCGAAAGGCAUUUUUUCACUCAGUGCUUGGAAAAGAAAUAAGUUGGUUUGACCUUAGUCCAACAGGCCAACUCAACACUCGUCUCACAGCUGACAUCAACAAGAUUAAUGAAGGAAUUGGUGACAAGAUUGGACUUUUGUUUCAGUAUCUCACAUCGUUCGUAGGAGGUGUAAUAAUUGGUUUCAUAAAGGGAUGGAAGCUCACAUUGGUCAUGUUAGCUGCUGGUCCAGCCCUCGCAUUAUCUGCUAUGGUGUGGGCUAAGCUCACAGUCUCAUUCACCAAUUUGGAGAUGACAGCCUACGCAAAAGCUGGGGCAGUUGCUGAAGAAGUGUUAUCAUCAAUUCGAACUGUGGUUGCCUUUGGAGGACAAGACAAAGAAAUUGAAAGGUACCGUAAAAAUUUGCGAGAGGCAAAAAAGAUAGGAGUAAAGAAGUCGAUCACUAUUAACCUGUCUGUUGGGUUUGCCUAUUUUUUAUUAUUCGGAUCUUAUGCAUUGGGAUUUUGGUAUGGAACCAUUCUGAUUCUUGGGAACACUGGAUAUGACAUUGGAACAGUUCUCACUAUUUUUUUCGCUAUCAUCUUUGGGACCUUCUCUAUCGGCCAGACUGCACCAUAUUUCGAAGCAUUUUCUGAUGCCAGAGGAGCUGCCUUUGAAAUUUAUAAAAUAUUGGAUGAGAAAUCUGCCAUGGAUAGUUUUUCAGAAGAAGGGUAUAAGCCCGAAUACAUCAAAGGAACAGUGGAAUUUAAGGAUGUAUACUUCAACUAUCCAUCACGACCAGAUGUGGAGAUUCUGAGAGGUAUAAAUCUGAAGGUUGAGAGUGGACAAACGUUGGCUUUGGUGGGAAGCAGUGGUUGUGGAAAAAGCACUACUGUUCAACUGCUGCAGAGAUUUUACGAUCCCCUUCAAGGAAUGAUCACAAUUGAUGGACAUGAUAUACGGUCACUAAACAUCAGACAUUUUCGAAGGUUCAUUGGUGUGGUCAGCCAGGAGCCUGUGCUGUUCGCUACAAGCAUUGCUGAAAACAUUCGUUAUGGAGAUGAAGAUGUAACAGAUGAAGAAAUUGAGAAAGCUGCUAAAGAAGCAAAUGCUUAUGAUUUUAUUGUGAAACUUCCCGAAGCAUUCCACACACUCGUUGGGCAAAGAGGAACACAGCUGAGUGGAGGUCAGAAACAAAGGAUUGCUAUCGCUCGUGCUCUAGUGCGUAACCCCAAGAUUCUCUUGUUAGAUGAGGCCACAUCUGCCCUGGACACUGAGAGUGAAGUUAUAGUCCAAAGUGCAUUAGAUAAGGCCAGUAAAGGACGAACUACAAUUGUGAUUGCUCACCGCUUGUCCACAAUCAGGACUGCAGAUAAGAUAGCAAGCUUUCAAAAUGGUGUUUUAAUGGAAGAAGGGACACAUGCAGAAUUGAUGCAGAAAAAUGGAGUUUAUCACUCACUUGUAACAGCCCAGGCAUUUAAAAACACAGAAGAAACAGAAGCUGAAAGUGCAACUGAAAUCGAUGUAGUUGAUGAACCUCUCCGAGUAAGGGCCUAUUCCAAGAAUUCAAGUAUUAAAAGCAUUUCUAAGCUGGAGAGGGACAUGUCGAUUGAAGAGAUGGAGGAGCCAAAGGAUGAAGAAAAGCUUGCAGACGUCUCACUGCUAAAACUUUUUAAACUGAAUAAAUCUGAAUGGCCAUACAUUGCCAUAGGAAUAAUAGGUGCAACGAUCAAUGGAGGAAUUCACCCAGCCUUUGCUGUUUUAUUUGCAAAGAUCAUUACUAUCUUCACUGGUACUGAUCCAGACGUGAUAAAAAAAAAUGCUGAUCUUUAUUGUAUCCUGUUCUUUGUCAUUGGUAUCAUUUCCUUUUUUACAUAUUUCUUACAAGGCUAUAUGUUUGGAAAAUCUGGGGAAACCCUCACAAUGAAACUGAGAUACAUGGCCUUCAAAGCCAUGCUACGUCAGGAAAUUGCUUGGUUUGAUGAUGACAGAAACAACACUGGAGCCCUGACAACCAGGUUGGCCACAGAUGCAUCUCAAAUUCAAACAGCAGUAGGAGAAAGAAUGGGAUUAAUAGCUCAAAAUAUUGCAACCAUGGGAGGUUCAACUAUUCUCUCAUUCAUAUUUGGGUGGCAGCUGACCUUGGUGGUCCUGUUGAUCAUGCCCAUCCUGGUUGUGGCAGGAAUGAUUGAAAUGAAGUCUCUGAGCGGAUAUGCAAUUCGCGAUAGAAAAGAGCUUGAAGCAGCUGGAAAGGUCGCAUCAGAAGCAGUGGAAAAUAUCCGGACCGUUGUUUCUUUGACCAGAGAAUCUGCAUUUGAAAAAAUGUAUGAUGAAAAUCUAAAGAAACCAUUUAGAAAUGCUCAGAGAAAGUCCCAGGUAUACGGCCUGACCUUUGCAUUCAGCCAGGCCAUCCAGUAUUUCAGCUAUGCAGCCAGUUUUCAGUUUGGUGCAUACCUCAUAUCAAUCAAUCAAAUGGAUAUAGAAGCUGUUUUCCUUGUGUUUAAUGCCAUCGUGUAUGGUGCCAUGGCAGUCGGACAAAGCAGUUCCUUUGCUCCUGACUAUGCAAAAGCAAAAACCUCUGCAGCUAAUCUCUUUGCACUAUUUGAACGUGUGCCAUCCAUAGACAGCUACAGCACUGAUGGCCAAAAGCUGGAUAAGUUUAAUGGUGAUUUGGAGUUGUCGAACAUUGUCUUCAGAUAUGAGAGUCGGCCGGAUGUCCCAAUCCUCCAGGGUCUUUCAGUCAAAGUUGGAAAUGCACAAACAUUAGCUCUGGUUGGCAGCAGUGGGUGUGGUAAAAGCACCUCAGUGCAACUCAUAGAAAGGUUCUAUGAGCCCCUGGAAGGACAAGUGUUAUUAGAUGGAAAUGAUAUCAGAAACUUGAACAUCCAGUGGCUUCGAUCACAAAUAGGCAUUGUAUCACAGGAGCCUGUGCUCUUCAACUGCACUAUAGCUGAGAAUAUCGCCUAUGGUGACAACAGCAGGACUGUGUCACAGGAGGAAAUUGAAGCAGCAGCAAAAGCAGCAAACAUUCACUCUUUCGUUCAACAACUCCCCAAUAAAUAUAGCACGUAUGUUGGGAACAGAGGGACUCAGCUUUCCGGUGGGCAGAAACAGCGAGUAGCUAUUGCUAGAGCCCUCAUACGACAGCCCAAAAUUUUGCUUUUAGAUGAGGCAACAUCUGCACUUGAUACAGAGAGUGAAAAGAUUGUUCAAGAAGCUCUGGACCAAGCAAGGGAGGGGAGGACAUGCGUGGUGAUAGCUCAUCGCCUGACAACAGUGCAGAAUGCAGAUGUCAUCACUGUUAUUAACAAUGGAAAAGUAUUAGAAUCAGGCACGCACGAGCAGCUAAUGGCAAAGCGCAAAGCUUAUUAUAACCUAGUAAAUGCACAGGUCAUUCAAUAGAAUGAUAUAUUUAUUUAAAGUACUAAAAUAAACCCUCCAAAUCAAAAGUUAAAUAUUGGCUGGAUAAUAAAAUGCACUUACAAAUGGAAGAAUGCUGAUGUUCUCGCUCACUCCACAGCCUUCCUUCCAUCAUAUAAUCUACAAUCUUUAUUUUGGAGUCAGCCAGGAUUCUGACACAGCACAAGUUAAUUCAUCAAGCUUUCUUUUUAAACCAUGCAAAUAUCAAGUAUAUACAAUGAAAGAAAUUGCAGAAGAAGAGCUCAUAAGAUAUAUCAAACCUAUGGUGAUGCUAGCUCCUCAAAUGGAAAUAAUCACUCCAAUCACAAUUCCCUUCUCUUUCCCUGGAACCUUAUAUAUUCAUUUUCAAAUAUUCCCCACAUAUCUGCCUUCAGCCAGUGUCACACAAUGUGCUUGACAGUGUCACCUCCAUCAAAUAUUUCUGAUGGAGGAAUUGAAUUCCUGAAUUGAAUUGAAUCCUUCAAUUUCUCUUCAGAGAGAAAGGAAACCAAUAGAAAGCAGCUAAUAAUAAAAUAUAAUAGUAAAUAAUAACAUGUUUAUAAAAGGAGAGAAACGGAUAAGUUUGAUAUCAUUCAUACCAAACAAAUAUCAAUUGUUUCAUUCAAACUCUUGCAAUUUUAGUAUCUAUAGACAUUUUGUAAAUGGACCUCUGAAUUUAAUUUCAUUUCAUGAAUAUCUUGUAAUAAAUAAUAUGGAUUCUGAUUGAAGAUCAAAGGUAACUCAACACUCAAUGGAAAAGAUGCAUCCACCAUGUGCAAAAAAAACAUGUACUGAUAUGGUUGUCAAUCUGUCCUCAUGGACUUUGCUUCGCUUUGUUCUUCUGGAACACAAUAACAUCAAUUGUUAUCAGGAUCCCAUCAAGAGUGUUUAUUGCAAAGCAAGUUGCUUAGUAUUUCUGCAAUAAAAUUCUUAUUGUUUAUUAUCGAUUCUUCUUAAACCUGCAAUAAAUGUUUGGUAAAAGUC